AUGUCCGUCAUUACCGUCUGGCUUGACAACCAUCCUAGCGAUCCCUCCGACUACGAGUUCGAGGGCCGUCCGCACAAGCGGCCACGUCUGGCCGAAGUCUCAGGAAACAACAUGGCAGAGCCGCGCCGGUCGCGCCGCCAGUCGCCACGCAAGCACGUGGCGCCAACGACACCACCGCGCAGUUCCAGCAGCGGCGCGCACGGCGAGGAUGCGGAGACACCGAGACCAGCGCCCUCGAUGUUCUCGAUCCCGGCCCUCCUGCCCUUCUCCGGCGCGCCCCAACAACAAUCCGCGCCUUCGUCCUCGCCGAGUCGCUCUUCGACGACGAGCGGCGGCAGCAGCAGCCGGCGUUUCCGCAGCCCGGUGCGCCGUCUGGGCGACCUCCACCUGUCGAAUGUACACGUGCAUGCGGUGACGCUCGAGAAGCCGGGCCAGGCGCCUGCCGAUGUGCGAGAGCUGUGCAAGGACAUUCGGCGCGUGGGUCGAGGCAACGGCCUGAUCCCGAGUGCCGUCAAGAGCCGCGCUGCCACUCUCCUGGACGACGACCUGCUCGAUGAUCUGGCUUUCGACGACAACGACGACGACAGCGAGCAGCAGCGUGCCGAGCACGAGGGCUUGUGGGCUGCCGUAAACAGUCUGAUCGAUGCUGCCAAAGAGUGCGAGGAGGAGGACCUGUGCGAGGCCGACUGGAACAACGAGGUCCACUCGCGCGCGCUGCGGCUCGCUCUCGAGCGCGACCGUGGCGAGAGGGCCGUGUGGUACCGCAACAUCACCACGGCCCAAAUCAAAGACCAGUCGCUGCUGCCCGCCUCAGCCGCCGGCCUGGCGACGCAGUCGAAGAUGGUCGACUUUGCCAUCGUCUUGGACACCAGGUCCGACAAGCUCCUGGCGAAGCGUGUCUAUGCGAAGCUCCGCCACGAGGACCUUACCGCCAUCAACCACACGCCCGCCGAGCAUGUCCGGUUCUCGCCCAUUGCCGUGAGCAUCGAGACCAAGCGCGCCGCCAUCGAAGAAGACGUGGCCAAUGCCCAACUCGCCGUGUGGGUAUCCGCACACUUUCGCUGGUUGCGGCGGCUGAGCGACACAGCCUCCACGCUCCCAACGUUACCUUUGGUCAUGGUGCAAGGCCACGAGUGGAAGCUGAUGCUGGCCGAGCUCCAAGAUGACUCGGAGAUUAGGAUAUUCCGCCAUUUGAGUCUGGGCACUACCAGGUCGGUUCUUGGCGUCUACCAACUCGUAGCGUCGCUCAGACGGUUGGCCGAAUGGGCCAAGGACGCGUAUAGGCCGUGGCUCGAGGAGAAUGUCUUGUUGAUUCAAGAUGGGUUCUAA
Messenger RNA from Lasiodiplodia theobromae, 1329 nucleotides. RefSeq lists its product as uncharacterized. The record is from RefSeq and is a predicted model, not a curated record. Lineage: Eukaryota; Fungi; Ascomycota; Dothideomycetes; Botryosphaeriales; Botryosphaeriaceae. The transcript has a single exon. The coding region runs from base 1 to 1329 and encodes 442 amino acids.